Messenger RNA from Endocarpon pusillum Z07020, 1002 nucleotides. RefSeq lists its product as uncharacterized. The transcript has a single exon. The record is from RefSeq and is a predicted model, not a curated record. Bases 1 to 1002 code for a protein of 333 amino acids. NCBI's taxonomy places the organism in Eukaryota, Fungi, Ascomycota, Eurotiomycetes, Verrucariales, Verrucariaceae.
AUGUUUGAGAUCGAUAGCGCUCAGGAGAAGAUCAGCCCGGCUGCGCGGAGCAGCUGGUGGCAGCGAUGGUCGCUGAGGAGGAAAAUCAUCAUUGGAGCCACGCUCUUGCUUGUCAUUAUAGCUCUUGCCGUAGGACUGGGAGUGGGAUUGACAAUUGCAGGAUCUGAAGAUGAGGCGCCGGGGGAUAAUGGCACUGCACCUCCACCAGUGUCACCUAACGGCACUAUUCCCGCUGGAAUCUGGAAGCCGGUGGCGGGCACGACUUGGAAUUACGAGAUAUUGAGGCCAGUCGGUGAAGUGUCUGCGGAUGCCGAGGUCUGGGAUAUCGACCUUUUCAAUAACAACGAGACUGUUAUUAAUUCUAUACAAGCAGCGGGCAGAAAAGUCCUUUGUUACUUUUCUGCAGGAAGCUACGAAGACUGGCGGCCAGAUAAGGAUGAGUUUCAAGAAUCAGAUCUGGGCAAUGACUUGGUUGGAUGGGAAGGAGAGAAGUGGUUGAACACUAGGUCCGACAAUGUACGAAGGAUCAUGCAAGCCCGAUUGGAUAUGGCAGCACAGAAGAGGUGUGAUGGGGUUGAACCCGACAACGUAGAUGCAUAUGACAAUGACAAUGGUCUGGGCUUGAGCGAGGCGGAUGCACAGGACUACGUCACAUUUCUGGCCAACGAAGCUCAUUCCCGCAAUCUUUCUCUUGCGUUGAAGAAUGCUGGCAACAUCGUGCCUGCCGUCAUCGAUAUCGUGGAGUAUUCGGUGCAAGAACAAUGCAUCCAGUACAAUAACUGCAAUCAGUUCAUGCCUUUCAUUCAGGCGAACAAACCCGUUUUCCAUGUGGAAUACCCCAAAGGCGAUGAUAUCAACAACAACAACCUCAUCGCGAUGGACGCUGAAGAGUCGAUAUGUGACAGUUCUGCUGCUGCCGGCUUUUCGACCAUCAUCAAGAACAUGGAUCUGGACGACUGGAUUCAACCAUGCCCUACCAAUCAAACCUACUCGGGAAACUAA